UAUCAAACCAUGCGGAUCGCUCAAACGCUGUCCACCUUGCAGUCAUGGCUAAAUUCAGUACUCUUGUUUUGUGCGCAGUCGCUGGCGUCUCUGCACACUCAGUCAUCACUGCUGUCUUGACCGACAGCAAGAUCCAGGGAAUCGGACUUGGCGUGGAUGCAACAAACUUUCGCAACUGCGUACGGAUAUCCUUGGAGUCCACGAGCUAACAACAGAUGGAUGUCAUUCCCUGCCAACAAGACUCUCCCAUCAUGCGCGACGCCGAGCUGGCAGCCAACAACUUCGGUUCCUGCGGACGUACCCAAGCCGGUGGCAAUAUCGACACGUCUACUGCCAUUGAACAACACAUUGAUGCCAAAAUGGUGCCGGAAGUGACGAAAGGCUCAACAGUAACGCUCCAAAUGCAUCAAGUCAACGGUGACGGCGCAGGCCCUUAUCAGUGCGAGAUUGACGAGACGGGUACUGGCUCAACAUUCGUCAAGGUGAAGGUUCUCAAAGACGUGCCAGGCGCUGCAGGUCUGUCAGCCACGCGUCAGACAUCGUAUGACAUGAAAAUCCAGUUGCCGAGUGUGCUUGCGUGCCAAGGUGGCAGUACCGGCCGCGUGUGCGUCAUGCGAUGCAGGAACAGCGCGUUCGCAGGGCCCUUCGGUGGCUGCUUCGCAGUGUCCCAAACAGAUACAGAGGGUCGCAAGGAUAUGUCGCCGAGUGGUGUCAAGACAAAAGCCAAGAUUGAGGCGAUUGAGAAGCAAAAAGUUGAAGCGGCAGCACAGCUUGGUGCAAUGAAAAUGACGAAUCUUGUGGGUGUGCCCAAGGUCAUGAUGGCUGCUCGACAAAAGGAUGGCCUGAUGCAGCUCAUGCCUGGACAAACAGUGCCUGAAGGCCACACUGCAGAGAAGACAUCGCCAGCCUUCAUCCCAGUCAACGUCCAGAACAUCCCAGAUCCAGUGGAUGGCAGAAUGAGCGCUCAGCCAAGUCCAGACCAGCUGGCGGCCAUGAAGAAGCAGAGCCCGUAGACUUGCUUAGCGCACAGGUAUGCUGUUGUAACUUUGUUCUUGGUCUCGACGACGCUUCUCUAGAGUUGGCCGAACAAUCAUAGCGUAUGCCAAGAGGCCGCCGCUUUCGUUAGCUUAGACUCUCACAAGGCCAGCUUACGUGAUGAGUAUAAAGCCAAUAACGAUCCCCUCGUCUUUGCGCGACUCUCGCUGGAAGCAAGAUUGCGUAACUACAAUGUCCGACUCGGUAUCAUCCACAGACGGGCACGAAGCAAGGCCUGAUUUGGUCAAGCAAAAGAUGCGAGUACAGUCAGUACAAGGCUUGGCAGGCGUUGCCAGGACAUCUUCGGUGAGAGGCACGAUAGCAGAGGAUUUGCCGCAUGUGCAUUUACAGUAGGAGAGUGGUUUUGCAGCGUAGACUGAGAGCAGUGCACAGCUGGUGAGCAGCAGGAUAGAUU
This is a messenger RNA of Protomyces lactucae-debilis, 1450 nucleotides long. RefSeq lists its product as uncharacterized. Lineage: Eukaryota; Fungi; Ascomycota; Taphrinomycetes; Taphrinales; Protomycetaceae. The record is from RefSeq and is a predicted model, not a curated record. The transcript is spliced from 6 exons. Bases 216 to 1013 code for a protein of 265 amino acids.